GCAUAUGCUUCAGUUACACACGUGACGGUUACCGUUGUACCUAGAAUUGCAUCCAUGCCUAUAUUUUUAACAAAAACAUGUUUUUAAUGCUUUAUUAAGUAAUUGGUUAGGUUUUAAUGUGACGGUAUGAUUUUUUUUCUAUAGAUUGGACCAUAACUCUGCGUGAUUUACGCUAUCAUUAUGAAACGACAUGUUCAUAUGGAUUUGGUUCAAUGCCAUAUGGAUAUGCCAGUUGUUACAAUGUUUGGAAAACGUUGCUAGUUUUAGGAUUGUCGAUAACAAUCAUUUAGUUGGAUUCCUUCGUGGACGUCCACCAUUCCGAGUGAAUACUACGGAGGAAAAGGUUAAUUCCACGGAUGGAGCUCCACCUUACGUUAACGUAGAAUUGCCUGUAAAGGCUUUGUGGAAUGUAAUAAGUGAACAUGUCAUAUCAAAGGUAUAUCGUUGUGCUAAUGGUGAUUCAAAAGCGCUACCUGUGAUUCUCAGUUGCAGCGGCGGUCAAGAUUCCAUGUCUUUGCUUCAUUGUUUGGGAUUAAUCAAACAUUAUGCUGGUGGCAUGGUAGCAUCGACUCCUUGGUCUCGAUAUUUAGAUAAUAAUGAUCGAUUCGACCUUCCAUCAAUCUAUCAAUCAUUAAUGACUCUAUUACGUAAUACCUACGUUGUGUAUUUUGACCAUUGCGCUCGUCCAGACACUGAUAAAGACAUUGAUGUGAUUCGUUCGGCCUGUGAAAAAUACGGCCUAAAAUUCCAUCUAGAAAAAGCAGAAAGUCAAGUAAAGCAGUUAGCGCACGAUGAUAUCAGUGGUAACUUUCAAAAAUGCGCACGCGACUGGCGUCGAGAAGCCUACAGGCGUUUAAUAGACGAUAUAGACAUCUUACAAGACGGCUCUGAUAAUUCAGUCAGUUAUUCUGAUAGCUUAUUGAAUGGGAAAAUAUUUAACAAGCGUUUGCUUUUACAAAAAUCCGAGGAUUUGGACGCUGCCUCUUUAAUCAACGAACAUACUCGCGGUAUUGUCCUAAUGGGUCACCAUUCAAAUGACAAUGUGGAAACUUUUCUAUUUAAGUUGCUUCGAGGCGUUCACCUUAGUAACAUGACAGGAAUGGAGCGAAUGAGCUACCUCGACUAUAGCAGAGAUAUCGUAGUGAUUAGGCCAUUUAUACAGCUAACAAAGUCCGCAUUGGGUUUGUUUCUAGAGGGCGUCAAUGGGACAUUUCAUGAAGAUUCAUCUAAUAAUACCGCCAAGUACACGAGAAAUCGCAUACGCCAAUCAGUGUUGCCUGAGCUUCUGAACGCGGCAUCGCCAGGGGAACGCCCCGAGGUUGCUUUGGAAUCCUUGAAUAAGCGUUUCUGCAAUUUAAGUGCUCAAAGCCGCACUUUAAAAAAUACUUUAGAUUUUGAGGCGUACAUGUUCAGUGACUAUAUAUCGUCUAAAUACGGGGUACCAAAUCACUUUAAUCUACCCGAGUCAAAUCAAUCAACUUUCGCAAAUCACGACAGUGCAACAACACGGCAGAUAGCACAAGUAUACAGGAGUUUUUACCAUAACAUGUACUCCAGUUUCAAAUUUGAUAAGGCCGUUAUAAACGGUCGUAAAUAUAUAAAAACGUUACAGUUUUUGAGAUCAAUUGGCCUGGAAACUAAAGAGGUGUUCUUCGUUGAUGAGUGGCUCAUGAUACAAAGCGAACUUUUACGCAAGGAAAUACUCUUCAAGUUUUGCUUGAGAACGUGUGGUGAAGAAUGCCUGUUGAGCAGUCAAGUGUCAGACCGAUUAUACACGUUUUGGUCAAAGGAACCAAACACUGAUGCAGUGAAGAUGCAUGUAUUCCCUGGUGGGAAAAUGAUAGCACACCAAGGUACUAUUGCAAAGCCAUAUAGACCAGCUACUUGCAAGGGCCCCUAUGAACCUGAUACGGUAUAUAAUGACGGCCACUGCAUCUUCCGUAUAUUUGACAAUUUUAAAGUUCAAGUGAUGCCUGCUGGGGACCGUAGUCGAUCUAAUUCCUUCCACCUUAUGUUAACAGUUCCGCUAUCAAGCGUUGGAGGUGAGCCCACGGCAUUUGACAUUCGUCAGCUAAGGGAUGACGACAUUGUACCAUCUGAUUCUUUGUGGAAUCGUACUGCAUCAUCGGUUUUGUCUAAGAUGAAUUUCCCUCAAAUACUGCGUGAUGAGUUACCGGUUAUCGCCUUAAAAGAUAGCAACCAUGUUAUUUGCUUUUAUGGUGUCAACAUUAUGGCUCCUUAUUAUGACACGAAGGUACAGAAAGCUUCAUUUUCAUUUGGAAAAGAUUCACUAACAUCAAACCACACUAGACAGUACGUUAUUAAGGUUUUGAAGUAGCUGAAAAUUUACAUGUGAACCUAUAAAUGAGGCCUUUGCCCUAGGCAGCUUGGCCGAGUGGUUAAGGCGA
Messenger RNA from Babesia bovis T2Bo, 2408 nucleotides. Its product is annotated as putative tRNA(Ile)-lysidine synthase. The transcript has 5 exons. NCBI's taxonomy places the organism in Eukaryota, Apicomplexa, Aconoidasida, Piroplasmida, Babesiidae. Gene Ontology annotation, biological process: tRNA processing. The record is from RefSeq and is a predicted model, not a curated record. Gene Ontology annotation, molecular function: ATP binding; ligase activity, forming carbon-nitrogen bonds. Bases 191 to 2338 code for a protein of 715 amino acids.